GUACUUAACAAAAAUGGAUCUAAAGGUCAACCUCAUGAUCGCACAAAAUGGUGGGAUAAAAAUAAAAAACAUGUAUGGCACGCUAUGUUAUGUGGUUAUAAAGCGGAAAAUAGCAACUAUUAUAUUUCUCUUGAUGAUUGUAAUGCUCCUGAUACUGAUAAUGAUGAUCAAUUUUUGCGUUGGAUGACCGAAUGGUCACGACAGUUUUGUGAAGAAAAAAAAAACAAAACCAUAUCUUUAGAAAAAAACUGUUUAGAUAAUGAUAGAGAUAAAACGAAAUCUGCAGAAAAUAAAUCGUACAAAUUAAAUGAUACUAAAUGUCAAGCGUCAUAUAAUACAUAUAAAGAUUGGAUUCGUAGUAAACAUGAUCAAUGGAAAUCAUGGAAAAAGAAAUACCAAAAAGAAAAAAAAGAACAAAAUGUAAACGUUGACAACACAAUUGGCACUUCCAUAACUGCACCACUAUUAUCAAAACCACAAAAAUCAGAACAAGAUGAUGCUGAAAAAUAUAUAGAAAGUAAAUGUUAUGAAUGCAAU
Messenger RNA from Plasmodium gaboni, 537 nucleotides. Its product is annotated as putative EMP1-like protein. The annotation marks the transcript as partial. The transcript has a single exon. Lineage: Eukaryota; Apicomplexa; Aconoidasida; Haemosporida; Plasmodiidae. The record is from RefSeq and is a predicted model, not a curated record.